Messenger RNA from Anarrhichthys ocellatus (wolf-eel), 1950 nucleotides. RefSeq names its product taste receptor type 2 member 119-like. Gene Ontology annotation, molecular function: G protein-coupled receptor activity; bitter taste receptor activity. Bases 456 to 1409 code for a protein of 317 amino acids. The transcript has a single exon. NCBI's taxonomy places the organism in Eukaryota, Metazoa, Chordata, Actinopteri, Perciformes, Anarhichadidae. The record is from RefSeq and is a predicted model, not a curated record. Gene Ontology annotation, cellular component: membrane. Gene Ontology annotation, biological process: G protein-coupled receptor signaling pathway; sensory perception of taste.
GUUUUUACUCUCUCUCUCUCUCUGCCAAAGUCACUCAGUGACCAAACUCAUGAUCAUUUUCCUGAUGUUGGCCCUUUAACUUCACAUGAUCCUGUUACUGUUUCACUUUUCAGACGCUGUGUAGAUUCUCUAACUUUUUAUCAGAUUCAUGUCAUGAACAUGUCAACUUGCUAAUCCUAAAUCUUUGUCUGGAAAACAAACUUUGUAAAGAAAAUCACAAAUAGUCAUGUUGAAAAAUAAUUGUAAACCCAUGAAAUGAAAGCAUGAAUUAAUGUCUCUGUUGUUUUUUUAGGCAAAUUCACAAGUAUAUGAUUGUAUACAUAAUUUGAUUUGCAUUAGAUGCAAAUACCUCUAAUUUGUUACAUUGCAUAGAGUUGUAGAACCAUACUGGCUUUAUUUGUGAGCUCUCUACGAGGGAAGAAGACACCAGAACAGAAACAGCAAACUGAUUAAAAAUGGAUUUUCAAACAUUUGCCCUCAGUAAUGGGCCCUUUCUUUUUUUUAACAUUGUGACUGUUGCAUUUUACAUGUUUUGCAUGGUCUGUCCACUUCACGGAGAAAAGAUCAAGCAACCUCUGAAGCUUCUCCUUGGGUCUGUGAUUUGCUGUAAAAUAACUUACAUGGUGUCAGUUAUUGCGGUGGCCUUUUCUCAUCUACAUUUGAACAGCUUCAGGAUUACCCAAAUCUUAUCUCUGGUGGUGGUCUGCAGUGUGUCCAAUAAUAUGACCUCCUCUGUCUGGCUGAACUUCUUCUACUGCAGCCAGAUUGUACCUGCACAGAGAGCUCUCUUCAUCUGGAUUAAGAAGAACGUUAAAUCCAUCAUCUACUGCUUUUGGAUUACAGAGAGAAUUUACAGUUUGUUUAAUUUUACUUCCAUGUAUUUAGUCUUUAUUCCUCUUGAUGGAUUUGUAAUCAGCAACAAUUCCACAGUGGUUAAUGACAUGCCUGCAAGAGAUUUCUUGAAAUAUUUUCGGGAAAAUGUGUUUUUCAUUGUGUUUUCCGUACUGAAGGUGCAUUUUGUUUUCUGUCUGUGUGUUAUGGUGAUGUCCAGUGGUUCUACUGUAUUCUACCUGUCUGGACACAUGCAUCGUAUGGUAGCAAAUGGACAACCUCUGUCCUGUCCACAGUUAAGGAAUCAGGUGAGGGUCACCGUCACCGGCAUCCUACAGGGAGUUCUGUAUGUGUUCUGUGCUGUUUGGACUAUGUACAGGUCUUUUCCUGUGGGCAGUUCAUAUAAGCUCAGUGAUCUAUAUACCGAUUUCACUGUCAUCAACUUGUACAUGUCAGGCACUCUGUUCAACCUGGGAGUUGGUCAGGCUGUAUUCAGGCAGAGAGCAGCACACAUCUGGCUGAGAGCAGCUCAGUGCUGCAAAGCACCUCAAGUACAACAGUCUGAACAAGGAGUAUGAUACUGAAGCUGAAACCAGAAGACCAGGGAUCUGCUGAGGAGAACCUAAGACACUUAUCAAUCUACAUGGAUGCAAGCUGCCCCUGAAGCUUGGAAUAUUACCGUAGGAGAUCAGAGCUACUUACAUGUUUUGUACUGUUUAUGUAUCUAUAUGAAAGAUUUUGUUUUUAUGUCAUAUACAGUUAGAUAAAAAGAAAAAAAGAAGAUAUAUUCAUUCUUAUAUAUUUUAUAGUUACAGCUCUAUGAAUGCUGAUUCCUGCUUUUCAUGUGCAUUGAUUCAGAAUUCAGUAUCUGGAAAACUGUCAAAUUCAGGUAAUAUAUUUAAAUAUAAUAACAAAAUGUAUUUGUUUAAUUUAUUCAUUCCUGCCAUCGAAAUGUUGGAAAAUGGCAUUGCGGAAUACCAGUUGCUGAAUUGUGGCAAUUCUUUUGAAAAACAAGUGUCAAAGUUAGUGUAUUUUACUGUUUCAUAUUAUUGUGUUUCAUUCUGUUCAUAAGGAGUACAUAUGUAUGCUUCUUUUGUAAUUAUGUAAGGGUCAAGCUUA